AUAUUUCUUUAACUUUUACACACUACUUAAUGAAAGUAUUAUAUUAUAUUAAAAUACAGCAUCAUACUUAGAAAUAUCAUUCCUCUACUUAGAAAUUGUUAUGUCUAUCACUUUCUUCACUUCAUAUUUAACCAGUAGCAUGUUAGGAACAACUCAAGCCUUUGAUAGUAUCUAAAUUGCAAAUUCUCUCUCACUUUGAAAGGCCUUACAAACUAGAGUGUCGUUGUUGUGUUGAUUGAUUGCAAAGAAAUGGACAACACUAAAAUUCAAUCAGUCUACCGCAAUCCUGUCAUAUUGCAGAGUGAGGACUUGACAAAUUAUAUAUUGGAGACUGCUGUUUAUCCUAGAGAGCCAGAGAUUCUCAAAGAGCUGAGGAAAGCCUCUGAGACUCACCCUUGGGGUUUCAUAGCUACUUUACCCGAGGCUGGUCCAUUGAUCGGUAUACUUUUGAAGCUUUUGAACCCCAAAAAGACAAUUGAAGUGGGAGUUUUUACUGGAUACUCUCUUCUCCUCACUGCUCUAAACAUUCCCCAUGAUGGAAAGAUUACAGCCAUAGAUAUUGACAGGAAAGCUUAUGAAAUUGGAUUACCGGUCAUAAGAAAGGCUGGAAUGGAACAUAAGAUUGAUUUCAUUGAGUCUCCAGCUCUACCAGUUUUGGACAAACUUCUAGAAGAUGCAUCAAAUGAAGGAAGUUUUGAGUAUGCUUACAUUGAUGCUGACAAAGAAAACUAUGUAAACUAUCAUGAAAGACUGAUAAAACUAGUCAAAGUUGGUGGCUUACUUAUAUAUGACAACACACUUUGGGGUGGAAGAGUUGCUUGGCCUGAAGAGAAAGUUCCACCACAUGCCAAAUCAGGAAGAACAGCAGCAAUUGAAUUCAACAAAACAAUCAGAGAUGACUCUCGUGUUGAUUUUUCUCUCACUUCUAUUGGUGAUGGACUCACUAUUUGUAGACGUAUUGUCUAAGGUUAUUUGACUAUGUUAAUCUUAUGUUUUUUCAUGUACUAGUACUUUAUAUUUGUCUACAUCAAUAAAGUUGCAUUUUGUGUUUGUUAUAAAAAAUUGGUCUUAAGUUGUUUGAUUAUCACUUUGUCUGUAAUUUAUGUUAUUUCCAUGUACUAGUGCUUUAUCUUUUUCUACAUGAAUAAAGUUGCAUUUUGUGUGUCA
Lathyrus oleraceus (garden pea) is the source of this 1167-nucleotide messenger RNA. RefSeq names its product probable caffeoyl-CoA O-methyltransferase At4g26220. Lineage: Eukaryota; Viridiplantae; Streptophyta; Magnoliopsida; Fabales; Fabaceae. Gene Ontology annotation, molecular function: S-adenosylmethionine-dependent methyltransferase activity; O-methyltransferase activity. The transcript has 5 exons. Bases 250 to 966 code for a protein of 238 amino acids. The record is from RefSeq and is a predicted model, not a curated record.